Molecule: messenger RNA, 4245 nt
Organism: Frieseomelitta varia
Lineage: Eukaryota; Metazoa; Arthropoda; Insecta; Hymenoptera; Apidae
Product: ubiquitin carboxyl-terminal hydrolase 3-like
Exons: 6
Coding region: 1478-2860 (460 amino acids)
Biological process (GO): protein deubiquitination
Cellular component (GO): cytoplasm
Molecular function (GO): zinc ion binding; cysteine-type deubiquitinase activity
Source: RefSeq, a predicted model, not a curated record
UCUCUCCCGCCCCUCUUCUGCCUCUUUUCCUGCGCUGCAAGCUGGUUCGGGUACGACGUUGCAAAAUCGAUAACGGCGUCGUUGCUAAUCGGAUGCCUCGAUACCAGUCGCAUUGCUCGGGAAACGAAUUUUUCCCUGGUCGUCCCUUUUCCUUUUCCCCGGGUUGCAUCAAGUCGCGGAAGCUGCUGCCGCUCUGUGCGCGUUCUCGUUGCCUUUCUUUAUCUAGUUCCGUCGCUCGGACAAUGCGUCGACGAAAUUCUUCGACGACGCAACACGCAGUAGGCGUGGCGAAUCGUUCGUUACCAACCGGCGAAAAAGAGACGCAACGAUAUGACAAAAGAGAUGGACGAAUAAAAGGAUGGAUGGGUGCUCAUUAGAUGACUGUCGGUUUACCCUUGCAACAUUUUUUCUUUUUUUCCCAGUUUGACGCAACGACGAGAUUCGUUUCGGAAACUAGAAUUUUUCGGAGUCACCUGCGCACAAGCCUAUCUGACGAUUUUCGUUCGAUUCCGAACUUAGCUGUACUGACGUGAUCUUCCAAGAAUACAACACGAUGAUGCGCAACCCGUUUUUUUUUUUUUUUUUUCGAAUCAAAUAGAAAUUUAUCGCCCACUUUUUCCUGAGAUUAGUCAUUCGUUUGAUGAAACUUUAAUUGUGUGUCUAGCAAACUUUAUCUGAAUUUGACAAUUAAAUGAGACGAGGAUGGGCGUGGAGCUCCGAAACUUCUUUCUUACAUAAGAUUGUGUUUAAAAAAAUGGGUGUGUAUAGAGACACGUGCUUCUUGAAGAUUGAAUUUCAGUUGGCUCGCCGAUGUCUCCAAUUUUUAUGUAUUCGUACUUUUUUUUUUCCUACCUCUAGCAAUUUUACAUCUUUCUAUUUAUUCCACCGUUGCAAAGUUUAUUUAAGCAGCUAAGAAUAGUCGAGAAUCGAACGGAGCUAUCCAAAAUAAAAAUAAAAAUGAUCGAAAUCGAUUCGAUCCCAUGAGCGUAGAAUCUUCGAAUUUUCUUCCAUUCGACUUGCCUCUUCGUUGAACUUAAUUGCAGAAAAGUGCCUUCUUGGAAUGAGAUCAAUUAACCUAACGUAUGUCUACAAGGAUUUCCUCUGCUUUUAAAACACGUAUCGUGAUGCCCGAGAUAAAUAUACGUAUGAAAAAAAAAAAAAAAAAAAAAGAAACGUGCAUGCAGAAUCUCAAACUUGAUAGCACUGCGAGACAUUUUGCGAUCGAUCGAUUGCGAAGGGGGUGUGUCGAACAGUCUUCCUCCCAUUCACCCUGGUUUUACGCACUCUCUUGAGAAUUACGUAAGCCGAGACAAGCCAAGAAGAUGUAUGUGGCACGGAGAAAAGUACGUGGCUCUGUCUAUACUGUGGAGCCAUUCACUGUGGACGAUACGUGGCAGGCCAUGCAUUACAGCAUCACGAAGAAAAUACUCAACACUGUGUGUGUAUCGACUGUGAGAACCUGGCAGUAUUCUGUUACAUGUGUGACGAGUAUGUGAUCAACGAUACGACGAGUGGCCAAAUCGAGAAAAUACGUCGCGUCACAUUUCACAAGGACGAGCACAAGGAGAAUGAGGAAAACUGGAAUACGUCGCCGUCUACGACGCCGUCCUCGAGGAGAGAGAACAGCGACGAGAAUGACGCGGAUGCCCUGUGGAAGGCAGAGGUGGUCGUAAGGAACCUCCGGCCAAGGACAGCGCGGAAGAGGCUACAUUCGUUGGAUGGUACGAGCGGGGACAAUCGGCCGGCGACCAAGCGUAGGAGUUCCAAGAUAACCAAAGAAAAGAAGGUCGUCGGCCUAAGAAAUCUCGGCAACACCUGUUUCAUGAACGUCGUAUUGCAAUCGUUCAACAACAUCAGCCAUUUUUGCGAAUAUCUAACGCAGAUGCCGUGUCUAGAGGGUAUACCGUUCGACGAGCCACCCACACACAGAGGACGAAUCGUCACGCCUGGUCGAGCGAAAGAAUUCAUGAGCGACGCCCUGCUCGCGGAAGAGCUCAGGAAGGUUCUUCUCGGUCUGAACCUUGGUGGUUCAAACGGUCAGGCAAUUUCGCCAGAAUGUCUUUUUCUUGUUAUCUGGAAAGUCGUGCCGAGAUUUCGAGGCUACCAACAACAGGACGCUCAUGAAUUUCUCACCUACAUGUUGGACAGACUGCACACCGAGCUCUUGCAAUUGUUGCCCAGACUGGGACACGAACCUCUCGGUCUGCGCGGCAAGCAGAGCAUCGUCACGGCUGUGUUCGGAGGCACCCUUCUUAGCGUGGUCCACUGCAUGAACUGCCGUACAGAUUCGAAGACGCACGAGCCUUUUCAGGAUCUUUCGCUGGAUAUACCGGACAGACUGCAGAGACGAACGAAAGAACAGGAAGAAGUAUGCAGUCUCACGUACAGCUUAACGAGAUUCUUCAAAGUCGAAGAGCUGGCCGAUAGCGAACUGUACUUCUGUGACAAUUGCAUGGGAAAGCAGAGAUCCACCAAGAGGUUCUGGAUACAUAGGCUGCCUAAUGUGUUGUGCCUUCACAUUAAAAGAUUUAGGUGGUGCAAUUCCUAUCGUUCGAAGGUGGACACACAGGUAGAUUUCCCGAUGAAAUCACUUGAUAUGUCUGCAUUUACAGUGCGUGGCGUGAAUGGAACGAAAUUGGGCGCUUCGAAUAGUCAUCUAUACGACUUAGCUGCCGUUAUUGUACAUCACGGUUCAGGUGCUGGAACUGGACAUUACACUGCCUUCGCUGUUCACGACGGACAAUGGUUUCACUUUAACGAUAGCUCUGUACGACCAGCAACCACGGACGCGGUCGCCAAGUGUAAACCUUAUAUUCUAUUUUACGUGCGGAAAGAAUUCUCCAUUCCACCUCCUUUGUGACGUCGUUUCCCCAGUCAGUCCCGUCCUGAUGGUGCGAGCUUCGACGACGAUGACGAUGAGCGAAUGAACAAGAAGUAAGGGAAAUUUAAACACACGAAGUUGAACGGUGAAAUGGCCAGAUGGAAGAAACCAGAAAAAUCACGCGAGCAUUUCAAAGUUUCUAAAAGAGGAAGGAAAAGGACGCCCAUUUUGUUUUCUAGCAUAUUUUUCGGCAUUGUUUUUUUUUUUUUUUUUUGUGAAAAAUAUCGGUUGCUCAACAUCGUAUAGUAGCUAAAUACUACGACGAUUAGCACGAUGAUGAGUAUGAUAUUUAUACUUCUAUCUUCGUGGUCGUUCGAAGCGAAACCAAACUGUUCAAAUGUUCGCGAAUGAGCGACGAUUAAAUAUUUUUUAUGUAAUAUGUGUUUCGUUUCUAUUGAUUUAAGUUCCUUCGUGAAACAUAUCUCUGGCUUUUUUUUUAUAGUUAUCAAUUGUACGAUAAAUUAAUCGGCAGAUAAAUAGUAUCAUUACAAACGUACGCCGUUGACAUAUCGAUCAGUUGUUUCUGUAUACGCAUGUGUACAUGUAGGGACGUACGCCUCCGUGAAUCGAGAGCUUCCUCUCCUUUUUUAGAAACGGUAGAACGAAGAAGAAGAAGAAGAAAGAAGCGAAGAGCGAAAGAAGGAAAGAGCGUACUCUCGAGGCAGAUCGCAGAAACGCGUUGCCUUUAAAGCUGAUUUUCUUUAUGCUCCUUUUCGCUGGUCUCUCGGUGGUUGUUGACCACCUCUCUUCAUCGAAUCGAUUAAAGCUCCUCCCGGCCGUAUAGCGGAAUAACGCGCAAUGCGUACCUCGUAUAUAUAGUUUUAAACUAAAGCGAAAACGACUGGUCUUCUCGGUAGAUAGAUUUUUUCUAGGCUUAGAGAGCGACAUCAUCGUUAUUUCGAAGGAGCUGGUAAAACGAAAACACCAUAUAAAGCCAACCAACUCUGUUACUUUGAGAAACAUGUUACCUUCAUCCUCUUGGAUACUUACACACACGGCACGCGGAUAUGUGCAUAUAUGACACACAACACACACGGACACGCACACACACGAUUAUCGUUCGAGCAUACACGAAUCGUUUACCAUGUGUGUUGACAAAAUAUACGUAUGUAUGCAUGUACGUAUGCAAACACGUUCUCUCUUGUAUCCCGCCCCUCCCCUCCUUUUCCCCCCUGCGAUUCUCGACGACUCGACGACUCUUAUGUGAUUAUUUAAAGACUUAUUUUUUCUAUAAUGGUAACGAUAAUAACGAUAAUAAGUUAAAGAAUGCGUAGCAAAAGAACGUUUUAUUAAGGCGAUAACCUCGACAAACGCGCAUCUUCAGCAAAGACUCACUCGUAUGCAAAGAAAGCGAGAGCGAGAAG